UCGGAUGAGUGAUGCGGGGAUAUUUGUUGUGUAUAUUUGUAAGAACAUCCGCAGAGGCCGGAAUUUGUGAAGUGGUGGAAAGUGUGUUUGGAAAGCUCCUGCUGGUUGAACUGGUACGCCGCUAGUGGUUAAUAUUGAAUCAUGUAUCGGGUCAGAUGGCAAUCUUAGAAUAAAAAUUACUUGUGUAAAUGCAAGAACAAUAAUCCAUACAAAUGCAGGAGCAAACGUGACGAGGAAACCGGCGUAUGUGUACAAACCAUUAUCUGUCGGGCUGAAUCUUGAUGCAACAACUUCCCUGCUUGCACAACAAAAAUAUCACAACAAUAUCGAAAAUGGAAAGAAAUAUGUAUAACGCGAGGUUGAUACGUGGCUAUAAUAACCCUUAUAUGGUAACGGACAACAUCAGUGUAGGCACUGCGCGAGAACUAGUUGCCAAAUAUUUCUCAGAUAUGAACGGACAAGGAAUUCGAAGAGCGCUCACCAAGCUUUUAGAGUAUACCUACGUAUUUACCGUUGUAUCAUCCGUUGGACCUCAGGAGUACGACAUGAGAGGGCCUCGGAUAUCAUGGCAUAACCGGGACAAAGCUUGGAGCGCAAUAGACUCUGAAGAUGACGACGGACUUCGACGUUUCUUAAGGGAAUUAUGUUAUUUCUGCUGUAUCAAGCUUGAAACCCGCCCUCACAGGAUUCGUGUGGACCUUCGUCUAAAAAAAGGGAAAGUGGUUUUUGAGAUCAAAGCAUGGCAAUGUGGUGACUCACUCAACAACAGUUCGGGAGAAGAAGAGGAGGAAGAUAAGGCGAAAAAAUACAGAGACGACGCACUUCGAGCCGUCAUGCCGAUUUUCAAAAAAAUGAAGGCUCCACAACUUCGAAGAAUCAUCAACGUAAUAUGCGGUGGGACAUACAAAUUGGAUUUCUCUGCGAAGAAUGAUAAUAUCAAUAACAAAAAAAUACAGAAUGAGGAUGAUGACCUCGAAACACUUUGCAUAGAUGGCACUCAAGUACGCCUGAUGAACGAAGCCGAAGCUUGCGAGGCAUUGGAAGAGUUGUCUGCUCCGAAACUUUUAACCAUUCUUAAGAGUUUAUGUUCAGGCAAUAUUGUUUCCCAAUUGGUCAAAAAGAAGCCAAUUUUUAUAGACGGUAGCACAAUCACUCUGCAAGUCGAAGGGUGGAGCGAGUUAGAACGUGACGAUAUGGAUAGCGAAGCCGAGAAAGCGGAGGCCGCAUAUGAAAGUCCGUACGGAGCGUCUGAUGAAGAAAGUGAAGAAGGAAGUGAAGGAUGCCAAGAGGCAAGAGGAGAAUAUUUGGGAGACGAAUCGCCCACUCGGUAUUUCCUUUCAAGAAAAGCGCUGGCCUUGAAAAGAAAAGAACAAUUAUCCACAUGCGAAAUUUGCAAGGAGGAAUAUGACUCCACGGAUGAUCAAAACAACUGUUACAAUCAUCCAGGUAUAUUUUCCCACUCUAUCAAUGUAAUAGAAUGCUCACUUGUUAUUCUCAACGCAGGCAAUAAGGUUUUGGUUCCUAGAGCAGAAAUUUGGAGGGAACAUUUAUAUAGAGACUGGACUAAAAUUAAGAAGCGGAGGUAUGUGGAUGAUCCGGCGUUCGGACAAGGAUUUAGCUGGACAUGUUGCAGGAAGACGGGAAUGGCAGUUGGAUGUGUGGUAUCAUCUCAUCGGCCUAAGUUAGAGGAUUCGUCAAACAAGAGGACUAAGGUCUGAGGGAAACGUGGAAACGAGGAGGUGUACAAUCGCGUUGGUAUAGUUUAGUGACCAUUAUUAAUAUGAGAAUGAAACAGAAAUAACAACUUUAUAUCUUUGUCAUUGAUCUCAUGAACAGCCAUCAAUAGAAUGCCCAGGGAAAUCGUAUAGAAAAUA
Sclerotinia trifoliorum is the source of this 1874-nucleotide messenger RNA. Lineage: Eukaryota; Fungi; Ascomycota; Leotiomycetes; Helotiales; Sclerotiniaceae. The record is from the annotation of a GenBank genome assembly.